Lotus japonicus is the source of this 833-nucleotide messenger RNA. RefSeq lists its product as uncharacterized. The record is from RefSeq and is a predicted model, not a curated record. The transcript is spliced from 2 exons. Bases 60 to 659 code for a protein of 199 amino acids. Gene Ontology annotation, molecular function: nucleic acid binding; zinc ion binding. Lineage: Eukaryota; Viridiplantae; Streptophyta; Magnoliopsida; Fabales; Fabaceae.
CCCUUGAAAAGAAAUAUGGUUCAGCUGAGAAAGGGUUAAGUCGUUAUUCUUGUGAAAAAAUGAUUGAGUUUCAUAUGGUUGAUAAGAAGUCUGUGUCAGAUCAAAUCCAUGAGUUUGAAAAUAUUGUUUAUGACAUGAAACUGAAAGGAAUUGUUUUGCCUGAUGUCAUGCUUGUGACCUUCAUGAUUUCAAAAUUGCCUCCUUCUUGGUCUGAUUUUGCUAGAAGUUUGAAACAUAAGCCAGAAGGUUUUACUUUUGAUGAGUUGCUUAUCUGUCUGCGUAUUGAGGAAAAACAUCGUCUUUCUCAAAAGAAUUUGCAAGCCUCUAAUUUUCAAGCUAAAGUCCACAUGGUUGAAGGCUCUAGUAAAUCCUCUUCAAAGUCCUUUAAUAGGCAUGGGCCAAACAGAUAUAAGUCUUUCAAAAAACCAGCUUUCUCUAAAAAUAAAGACAAUGCUCCUAAUAACAACAAUAGGCAUGUGGCUAAAAUUCAAGGGAAUGAGACCUUUUGCUUUAUAUGUGGACGAGCGAAUCAUGUUGCUAAGAACUGUUUUCAACGUCGUCGUCAACCAAUGUCUACCCAUAAGCCUGAAGCCAAUGUUGUCUCUGUGGGUGCUGCCUCCAAUUCCCUAUCUGACAGGAAUCAAGUACACGAACUGUGAGCAUGGGGAAUGGGAGUGUAGCACAUGUUGUUGGAGAAGGCCAAAUUAGUUUAGAGUUCUCUUCUGGAAAGAGUCUUGUUUUAAAUGGAGUUUAUCAUGUUUCUGAUUUUAGGAGAAAUUUAAUAAGUUGUUCCUUGUUAGUCAAACAAGGUUACAAAUUUGUACUUGAGUCAA